Entelurus aequoreus (snake pipefish) is the source of this 6645-nucleotide messenger RNA. RefSeq names its product protein O-linked mannose N-acetylglucosaminyltransferase 1 (beta 1,2-) (gene pomgnt1). Gene Ontology annotation, biological process: protein O-linked glycosylation via N-acetylgalactosamine. Gene Ontology annotation, molecular function: beta-1,3-galactosyl-O-glycosyl-glycoprotein beta-1,3-N-acetylglucosaminyltransferase activity. The coding region runs from base 332 to 2293 and encodes 653 amino acids. The transcript is spliced from 22 exons. The record is from RefSeq and is a predicted model, not a curated record. NCBI's taxonomy places the organism in Eukaryota, Metazoa, Chordata, Actinopteri, Syngnathiformes, Syngnathidae. Gene Ontology annotation, cellular component: Golgi membrane.
AAGCCCGUGACGUCAUCCAACCUGCGACGGGGGUACGUCGCAUGUAACAUUUUGUUGCAAAUAAUGCCCGUUUUUCACUUUAUUGGCUAAUUCUACUGACCACGGCCACAGCGGUCAAGUUAAGCUUUGUGUCGUUUUCGGGUUGAGACGUACACGGUGUUUCUAAUGUAGGUUUUGUGGGAAGGAGUUGGCGAAACUUUAGUGUGCCGCUCAUCGAUGAGAAGCAUCCUCGGUGUUGUGUUGCUUGGCAGAAGAAGAGGAUGUGAUUUAGUGUUGGGAAUUGUGCGGGACAAGGAGGAGGACAGACGGAAGGUCUGACUUUUGCAGCGGGAUGGAAACUUGGACUCCAAACCCCCGCGCUAAGCCUUUCAUUCCCCGCCAGCAAAGAAGCCUUUACCUCACCUGGAAAUACAAACUGACCAAUAGGAGGACGAUUCGCCGCUGUUGCCAGGCUGGAGCUGUGCUGUUUCUCCUGGUAACUGUCUUAGUCAACAUUAAACUCAUCCUGGACACCAGAAGAGUUGUUAGUGAAGAUGUUGCAGCUCAAGAAUAUGAGGAUGUGUUGCCAAACGUGGCGACUCCUCGCAGACCGGCGAAUGGACACAAGGUUCUGGACAUUGAGGCGUACUCCAGUCGCUCCAAAGUGUACGUGGCUGUGGAUGGAACCACGGUGUUGGAGGAUGAUAUGCGCGAGCAAGGCAGAGGCAUUCAUGUAAUUGUCCUCAACCAGGCUACAGGUCAUGUGAUGGCCAAGAGGAUAUUUGACACCUACUCGCCUCACGAGGAUGAAGCCAUGAUCCUCUUCCUCAACAUGGUGACCCGAGGUCGAGUUCUCAUCUUUACUAUCAAGGACGAGGGUACGUUCCACCUGAAGGAUGCUGCUAAAAACCUGCUGAAAGGUCUGGGCAGUCAGGUGUCUCUCAACCUCAGCUGGAGGGACAUGUGGACUCUGGUGGUGAAGAAAGGAGGUCAGGUGUACGGCGAAAAGCAUUCAAAGUCUCCUGCUCUCUCCACCUGGGGUGAUCCAGUACUUCUUAAAACGGAGGUGCAGCUCACUGCCUCUGAAGAGGCAGAGUGCCACUGGGCAGAUACGGAGUGGAACAGGCGGAGGAAGCUCUUCUGCAGCAAAGUAGAAGGAUACGGAAGUAUCUGCAGUUGCAAAGACCCAGCACCGAUUGAAUUUAACCCAGAACCUCUGCCCACUAACCACGUCUUUAAUGUACCAGUAGCAGUCAUCGCUGGUAACCGACCCAACUAUCUCUACCGGAUGCUUCGGUCUCUCCUUUCAGCUCACGGUGUUAACCCACAGAUGGUCACAGUCUUCAUUGAUGGAUAUUAUGAGGAGCCGAUGGAUGUGGUGGAACUGUUUGGACUGAAGGGAGUUCAGCACACACCAAUCAGCAUCAAGAAUGCUCGAGUAUCUCAGCACUACAAGGCAAGUCUGACCGCAACAUUCAAUCUUCACCCAGAUGCUAAGUAUGCUAUUGUGCUAGAAGAAGAUCUGGACAUCUCCAUUGACUUCUUCAGUUUUCUGAGUCAGACCAUCCACCUGUUGGACGAGGAUGACAGCCUGUAUUGCAUCUCAGCCUGGAAUGACCUGGGCUAUGAACACACAGCAGAGGAUACUGCCUUGCUCUACAGAGUGGAGAGUAUGCCUGGCCUGGGCUGGGUCCUGAAAAAGAGUCUCUACAAGGAUGAGCUGGAGCCAAAAUGGCCGACCCCUGAGAAGCUGUGGGAUUGGGACAUGUGGAUGCGGAUGCCAGAGCAGAGGAAAGGCAGGGAGUGCAUCAUCCCUGAUGUGUCCCGCACCUACCACUUUGGCAUCAUCGGCCUCAACAUGAAUGGAUAUUUCCAUGAGGUGUAUUUCAAAAAACACAAGUUCAACACGGUUCCUCACGUGCAGCUGAAGAACGUGGACAGCCUAAAGAAGGAUGCGUAUGAAGUGGAAAUCCAAAACCUGCUUAAAGAGGCGGAGGUGCUGGACCACACCAAGAACCCGUGUGAGGACUCGUUACUGCCGGACUCUGAGGGGAAAGUCUACGUCAUGUUCAUCAGGAUGACGUCAGAGACGGACACCUCCACCUGGACUGAGCUCGCCAAGUGCCUUCAUGUUUGGGACCUAGAUGUUCGGGGAAAUCACAGAGGCCUGUGGCGACUCUUUCGAAAGAAAAGUCACGUCCUGGUGGUGGCCGUUCCGAUCUCACCGUACUCAGUGAAGAAACCCGCCAAUGUCACCCCCAUCCACUUAGAGCCCCCCCCCAAGGAAGAGGGUGCGCCAGCGGAUCAGCUGUAAAGCGCACACACACACACACACACACACACACACACAACACUACACUACACUUUUUUAAACCAGCCCAGGCCUUAACAAGUAUUUCAACCACUAACAGUAAAGCCUGGGACCUUUUUAUGAAAAAAUAUAAUUCAUUCAACCAAUCCAUGACUUGAGGAGUUGGUAAGUUUUGUUACGAAGUGACUUUUUACAUUUUUAGAUAAACUGUUGCCCACCUAACAGCAGAACUGAAACUACUGAGUGUACACAUUGUAUGUUAUAACUUAUCUAUUUAUUUGCCUUUAACAAUCCAGACUGAACAAAAUAAAUGAUACAAUGUACAUACAUACAUACAUACAUACAUAUAUAUUUGGAAUAAAAUAAAGUUGAUCUUUUUCAACUAAAGAGAACAAAAGUCAGAAGUUUAUUAGCCACUGAUGUGCCGUUCAUUAACUCUUUUUAAAUGAUGAGAGCCAAAAGAGUCAUGCUUUGUUGAAACUUAUUUUUUAAUGUAAGUCAGGAGACUCUUGAAUAUUGUGAGACAAACGGUAGACCUAAAAGUAAUAAUUCCGUCCAUGGCACACGCAAUUAUGGAGGUUUCAUUUGCAUGUUCAUUUUUUUUUUUGAAGGGUUAAUGUAACUGAGGUGAUAUUAUAUCUCAGCAUUCACAUCUUUUAAGACUUCAUACAGAAAUUGGAGUGUUUUGUAUCCAGUUCUCUCAAUGUGAAUACUGAACUUUUAUCUGUUUUUUAUUUAUUAUGUUAUUACCUUUUCUUUUCUUUUUAGACUAAGACUGGUCCGUGACUGACAUGAACAUUCAAGUGCAUACAAGUUGGGGAUGUAACGAUAUCAAAAAGUCAUAUCGCGGUGUUGUUGAAGGUGCUCAAAAAGUAGGAUACUCUGGUACACACUGGAAUAUUUUAACUAAGCUUUAUUUUAAAUAAAUAAAACAACAAUAUUUAUCUUCAUUAUUAGCGGCGCAAGGUGCUGGCCAGGGAUUAGCUGGGCCAGCGGCUGGAACGCGAUUGGCUGGGUCAGCUAGUAGCCGGCGGUUAGCGACGCUAGCUAAAAGACGGCGAUUAGCGGCCCUAGCUGUUAGACGGCAAUUUACAAUGCAAGCUGCUAGCCCGCUAAUAGCGACGCCAGCUACGAGACGGCGAUCAGCGACGGCAGUUACGAGACCGCGAUUAGCGGCCCCAACUACUAAGCGCAAUUAGCAGUGCCAGCAACCAGCAGGGGAUUAGCGAUGCAAGCGAUUAGCAGCGCUAGCUGAUAGCCGGCGAUUACUGGCCACAGUUGUUAGAUUGUGACUCAAACUACUAGCCCGCAAUUAGUGGUAUCAGCUAUGAGACGGUGAUUAGCGGCCCCAGCUACUAACCAGUGAUUAGCGGCGCAAGCUACAAACCCAGGAUUAGCGGUGCCAGCUAUUUGCCACUCAAGCUACUAGCCCGCAAUUAGUGGUGCCAGCUACGAGACGGGGAUUAGCAGCCCCCGCUACUAACCAGCGAUUAGCGGCGCAAGCUACAAACCAGCGAUCAGCGGCGCAAGCUACAAACCAGCGAUCAGCGGCGCAAGCUACAAACCCAGAAUUAGUGGUGCCAGCUAUUUGCCACUCAAGCUACUAGCCCGCAAUUAGUGGUGCCAGCUACGAGACGGGGAUUAGCAGCCCCCGCUACUAACCAGCGAUUAGCGGCGCAAGCUACAAACCAGCGAUCAGCGGCGCAAGCUACAAACCAGCGAUCAGCGGCGCAAGCUACAAACCCAGAAUUAGUGGUGCCAGCUAUUUGCCACUCAAGCUACUAGCCCGCAAUUAGCGGUGUCAGCUACGAGCCGGUGAUAAGCGACCCCAGCUAGUAACCAGCGAUUGGCGGCGCCAGCUACAAGCCGGUGAUUAGCGGCCCCAGCUAGUAACCAGCGAUUAGCGGUGCAAGCUACAAACCCAGAAUUAGCGUCGCCAGCUAUUUGCCACUCAAGCUACUAGCCCGCAAUUAGUGGUGCCAGCUACGAGACGGUGAUUAGCGGCCCCCGCUACUAACCAGCGAUUAGCGACGCAAGCUACAAACCCAGAAUUAGCGGCGGCAGCUAUUUGCCACUCAAGCUUCUAGCCCGCAAUUAGCGGUGUCAGCUACGAGACGGUGAUUAGCGGCCCCAGCUAGUAACCAGCGAUUAGCGGCGCAAGCUACAAACCCUUAUUUAGCGGUGCCAGCUAUUUGCCACUGAAGCUACUAGCCCGCAAUUAGUGGUGCCAGCUACGAGACGGUGAUUAGCGGCCCCCGCUACUAACCAGCGAUUAGCGACGCAAGCUACAAACCCAGAAUUAGCGGCGGCAGCUAUUUGCCACUCAAGCUUCUAGCCCGCAAUUAGCGGUGUCAGCUACGAGACGGUGAUUAGCGGCCCCAGCUAGUAACCAGCGAUUAGCGACGCAAGCUACAAACCCAGAAUUAGCGGCGGCAGCUAUUUGCCACUCAAGCUUCUAGCCCGCAAUUAGCGGUGUCAGCUACGAGACGGUGAUUAGCGGCCCCAGCUAGUAACCAGCGAUUAGCGGCGCAAGCUACAAACCCUUAUUUAGCGGUGCCAGCUAUUUGCCACUGAAGCUACUAGCCCGCAAUUAGUGGUGCCAGCUACGAGACGGUGAUUAGCGGCCCCCGCUACGAACCAGCGAUUAGCGGCGCAAGCUACAAACCCGGAAUUAGCGUCGCCAGCUAUUUGCCACUCAAGCUACUAGCCCGUAAUUAGUGGUGCCAGUUACGAGACGGUGAUUAGCGGCCCCCGCUACUAACCAGCGAUUAGCGACGCAAGCUACAAACCCAGAAUUAGCGGCGGCAGCUAUUUGCCACUCAAGCUUCUAGCCCGCAAUUAGCGGUGUCAGCUACGAGACGGUGAUUAGCGGCCCCAGCUAGUAACCAGCGAUUAGCGGCGCAAGCUACAAACCCUUAUUUAGCGGUGCCAGCUAUUUGCCACUGAAGCUACUAGCCCGCAAUUAGUGGUGCCAGCUACGAGACGGUGAUUAGCGGCCCCCGCUACUAACCAGCGAUUAGCGACGCAAGCUACAAACCCAGAAUUAGCGGCGGCAGCUAUUUGCCACUCAAGCUUCUAGCCCGCAAUUAGCGGUGUCAGCUACGAGACGGUGAUUAGCGGCCCCAGCUAGUAACCAGCGAUUAGCGACGCGAGCUACAAACCCAGAAUUAGCGGCGGCAGCUAUUUGCCACUCAAGCUUCUAGCCCGCAAUUAGCGGUGUCAGCUACGAGACGGUGAUUAGCGGCCCCAGCUAGUAACCAGCGAUUAGCGGCGCAAGCUACAAACCCUUAUUUAGCGGUGCCAGCUAUUUGCCACUGAAGCUACUAGCCCGCAAUUAGUGGUGCCAGCUACGAGACGGUGAUUAGCGGCCCCCGCUACGAACCAGCGAUUAGCGGCGCAAGCUACAAACCCGGAAUUAGCGUCGCCAGCUAUUUGCCACUCAAGCUACUAGCCCGUAAUUAGUGGUGUCAGCUACGAGACGGUGAUUAGCGGCCCCCGCUACUAACCAGCGAUUAGCGACGCAAGCUACAAACCCAGAAUUAGCGGCGGCAGCUAUUUGCCACUCAAGCUUCUAGCCCGCAAUUAGCAGUGUCAGCUACGAGACGGUGAUUAGCGGCCCCAGUUAGUAACCAGCGAUUAGCGGCGCAAGCUACAAACCCUUAUUUAGCGGUGCCAGCUAUUUGCCACUGAAGCUACUAGCCCGCAAUUAGUGGUGCCAGCUACGAGACGGUGAUUAGCGGCCCCCGCUACUAACCAGCGAUUAGCGACGCAAGCUACAAACCCAGAAUUAGCGGCGGAAGCUAUUUGCCACUCAAGCUUCUAGCCCGCAAUUAGCGGUGUCAGCUACUAGACGGUGAUUAGCGGCCCCCGCUACGAACCAGCGAUUAGCGGCGCAAGCUACAAACCCGGAAUUAGCGGUGCCAGCUAUUUGCCACUGAAGCUACUAGCCCGCAAUUAGCGGUGCCAGCUACGAGACGGUGAUUAGCGGCCCCAGCUAGUAACGGUGCAAGCUACAAACCCGGAAUUAGUGGUGUGAGUUACUAGCCAGCGAUUAACGGACCCAGCUGCUAAAAGGCAAUUAGCGACGCUAGCGACAAGACGGUGAUUAGCGGCCCCGGGUACUAACCAGCAAUCAGCAGUGCCAGCUACUCGCCGGCGAUUAGCGACCUCAGCUACCAUGCUUUUACCAUCAUUUGAUUGUAAAAUGGUAAUACUCGCUGUUGAGAGUUUGACUGCGGUUUAUCAUGAGUAGGAAUACUUGUAAAGGUUACAUCCCUAACACACCUGCAUACAAGCAUGACAUUGAUGAUUUGUGAAAGUGUAUUUGAUAUUUUUGGGGAUUUCCAUGCAAAUAA